AGAGAGAGAGAAAGAGAGGGAGAGACGUCUUGGGGAGAGCAAGCGAGCGAUUGGCGUCGGCCCGCUGCUUCGUCGUCGCUUCCGAGUCGGGGGACGACGGAAUGUGUGCGUGUGACGUGAGCGUAUCCUGAUCGGUUCGUCGCCACCGCACGAAGAGAGAGGCACCCGAGUUGAAUUGAUUGUUGUUGCUGCUGCUGCUGCUGUCGUCUUGCGUGAUCUAAAUUGGAGGGAGGCGGAAGAAAGAAGAAGGGGGUGUCUCGAGUUUUCGUUCCACGAUUCGGAGCGGGGAAGAUGGAGGGGGCGGUUGCCAACGGCGGCGUUGCAUUCGGCUCGCCGGCGGGUCCCGAGAAGGUCAUCAUCGACACUGAUCCCGGGAUCGAUGAUAGCAUGGCAAUCUUCAUGGCAUUUCAAGCUCCUGAGGUGGAGAUCUUGGGAUUCACGACUAUAUUUGGUAAUGUUACAACAGAAAUUGCCACUCGCAAUGCCUUGUUUUUGUGUGAAAUAGCUGGACGUCCAGGUGUUCCUGUAGCUGAAGGCAGCCGUGAGCCUUUAAAGGGGGGAAUUCCAAGUGUUGCUGACUUUGUCCACGGUUCUGAUGGUAUGGGCAACAUAUGUUUACCUCCUCCCAAUGCAAAGAAGGUUGAGAAGAGUGCCUCAGAGUUUUUAGUUGAUAAGGUCUCUGAGUUUCCGGGUGAAGUAUCUGUACUUGCGCUUGGACCCCUGACAAACUUAGCCUUGGCAAUCAAAAGGGAUGCUUCCUUUUCAAGCAAGGUGAAGAAACUCGUUGUGCUUGGUGGUUCUUUCUUUGCAUUGGGAAAUGUAAAUCCUGCUGCAGAAGCAAACAUUUUUGGGGAUCCAGAAGCUGCUGAUGUUGUGUUUACUUCCGGUGCUGAAAUUGUUGUUGUGGGGAUAAACAUCACAACCCAAGUGAAACUAACGGAUGCCGACCUGCUUGAUUUGAGGCUAUCAAAGGGAAAGCAUACUCAAAUUCUCAGUGAUAUGUGCAAGUUUUACAGAGAUUGGCAUGUUGAGUCCGAUGGGGUCUAUGGAAUUUUCCCUCAUGACCCCGUAAGUUUCAUGGCGCUAGUUCGCCCCGAUCUUUUCACUUACAAACGUGGAGUUGUGAGGGUGGAGACGCAAGGAAUCUGCACGGGCCACACUUUGAUGGAUCAAGGUCUAAAGAGAUGGAACUCGAGCAACCCCUGGUCGGAGUAUACUCCGGUUUCGGUCGCGUGGACAGUCAAUGUGGAUGAGGUCGUCAGCUGCAUCAAGAAGUAUCUGAUGAAACAGUGAAAGCCCGUUGUAAAUCCAUCUCCAAAACGAUGUAAAACUCUACUAAGAUGCUCUCUCUUCCCUUAUUUUUACAAUCGCAAAUCCUUUGCCUUUCAA
Syzygium oleosum is the source of this 1389-nucleotide messenger RNA. RefSeq names its product uridine nucleosidase 1. The coding region runs from base 292 to 1293 and encodes 333 amino acids. The record is from RefSeq and is a predicted model, not a curated record. Gene Ontology annotation, cellular component: cytosol. Gene Ontology annotation, biological process: purine nucleoside catabolic process. The transcript is spliced from 9 exons. Gene Ontology annotation, molecular function: purine nucleosidase activity. Lineage: Eukaryota; Viridiplantae; Streptophyta; Magnoliopsida; Myrtales; Myrtaceae.